This is a messenger RNA of Macadamia integrifolia, 1853 nucleotides long. Its product is annotated as DNA excision repair protein ERCC-1. NCBI's taxonomy places the organism in Eukaryota, Viridiplantae, Streptophyta, Magnoliopsida, Proteales, Proteaceae. Gene Ontology annotation, molecular function: single-stranded DNA binding; damaged DNA binding. Gene Ontology annotation, biological process: mitotic recombination; meiotic mismatch repair; nucleotide-excision repair. Gene Ontology annotation, cellular component: nucleus; ERCC4-ERCC1 complex; nucleotide-excision repair factor 1 complex. Bases 131 to 1402 code for a protein of 423 amino acids. The record is from RefSeq and is a predicted model, not a curated record. The transcript has 9 exons.
GAUUAUUUUCCAGAGAGGUAGAGAGAUCGAUUUGCUUAUUCCGAAUCUCUCAAGGAAGAGAAUCUUCCAAAACUCUGAAAUCAAGGAGAAAAAGUAAGGGAAGCGAAGAAUUGGAUGAGAAGAAGCGAAAAUGGAGGGCGAAGAGGAGCGGCAGCUGAAACAAACAAUGGAGGAUGAGAAGAGAAAUAAUAAGAGCUCUGUUGUUAUAAGGAUCCCUACACACGAAGAGGUCUUCGAGAUUUCUCAGCCAAAACCUCCUCCUUCCCUCUUCCGUCCCUCUUCCUCAUUCUCUGAAGCCUUUUCUUUCUUAAAGAACACCGAAUUCUACACAGCUCCACCUGAACCACCACAGCCUUCGCUGAGGGCUGAUAACGACACUUCUAGCCAAAGCCAAAUUGCACAAGCAGAAGCUCCUCCUUCUUCUUCAUCUUCUGCUACGGCUGCCGUUGGUGGUGGUGGUGGAAUUUCUGCUUCUGUUCCCUCUUCUUCUUCACCACAUGUUUCUGUUCAGAAUCGCAAUGCUAUUCUUGUAAGCCAUCGGCAGAAAGGAAACCCCUUAUUGAAACAUAUCCGAAACGUGAGAUGGAUGUUUGCAGAUGUUGUUUGUGAUUAUUUGCUGGGCCAGAACUCAUGUGCUCUGUAUUUGAGUCUACGGUAUCAUCUGCUUCAUCCAGAUUAUCUCUAUUAUCGAAUAAGGGAGCUGCAGAAGAACUUCAAGCUCCGUGUGGUUCUUUGUCAUGUCGAUGUGGAGGAUGUAGUCAAGCCUCUACUUGAAGUUACAAGGACAGCUCUGCUUCAUGAUUGCACUCUUCUAUGUGGGUGGAGUUUGGAGGAAUGUGGUCGAUAUUUGGAGACCAUAAAAGUUUAUGAAAACAAGCCUGCAGACAUUAUUCAAGGGCAAACAGAUACAGACUAUUUAUCUCGGUUGCAUCAUUCCCUUACAGCGGUUCGACGUGUUAACAAGACUGAUGUUGUUACUCUUGGUUCUAAUUUUGGGUCUCUUUCCCGCAUCAUGGAUGCAUCCAUGGAAGACCUUGCUCGAUGCCCAGGCAUAGGUGAACACAAGGUAAGACGAUUGUAUGAGACAUUCCAUGAACCAUUCAAGCGUUCUGCAUUCAGCCGACCCACUGCUGUUCCUGAAGCUCCUGUCCAAGAUGCUGCUGCACCUAGUUCAAUAGACAAUGAUGUGGAAGCUGCGGAAGAAUGUAUUGCAACAAAGCAGAAGAAAAAAGACCCUGAUUUGAUAAUGAAAUCAGCACUGAGUGCUGCUUUUGCCAAAUAUUCAGAUAAAAUUUGUAAAAAGAAGGAAGAAAUUGUGGAUCAUAAUGAUGAAGAUUUUGAUGUUGCUUCAUCGAACGAAAAACCUCGAAAAAGGAAACCAAAUGAGGAGGCUGCAAGCUGAGGUAAAAUAUUCUAGAUAAUGAAUGGAACUUGACAGAACAUACAUUCUGUGUAAGCUUGAGGGGUUCAGCACUUGAGAAAUUGCAAGGAAGCAAGAAGAAGAAUCACCCUUCCUUGGCAUGAAUUAUCGACUGAAAGAUAUGAGAUCGUUGCGAGGUUUCCUAUUGUUGAUUUGCUUCUGGGCCUAUUCAGUCGGAGCUCCAUCUGUAGUAGUCUACUUGAUGCCCGACAGUCUGUGUCCUUAACUGUUGUUUGUGAAUAGUGUUCGUAGUUAACCCAGCUGUAGGCCAAAUGCACCUUGUGAAACCAAAGUGGAUAACUUAACCUGCCUUUUGUUGGCAUGUAACUUAGGCUAGUCCAUUCAUUGUUUGAUUCUCGGAUCCCUUUGUUAUGUACUUUAUUAUAAAAUUCAAAAUUUAUCUGUAAUGAAAAUUCUAAUGAUCUGUCACUCU